Molecule: messenger RNA, 2443 nt
Organism: Vespa crabro (European hornet)
Lineage: Eukaryota; Metazoa; Arthropoda; Insecta; Hymenoptera; Vespidae
Exons: 2
Coding region: 1787-2443 (218 amino acids)
Molecular function (GO): catalytic activity
Source: RefSeq, a predicted model, not a curated record
UCCACAUUUAAUUCAAACAAAGCCACGGCAUCUUCCGUGUCUCUUUACUUAUAUCUUGCUUGUCUCCAGAAUCCAGAUGGCCGCUGUGCUGUGAGGAUCAGAGAAUCAUAAGGGCGAUUUCUUGUCCCUAUAUUGUUCAUUGAUCAAGAGCAGACCUGUCCUCUUCUCUUGGACCAGCUGAUACAGUAGCUCAUUGGCAGUCUUGCUCCUGUUCAAGUUUGCUUGUAGUAUUUGCGUCAUCGCAGGAGCUUUUUGGCCUUAUUGAAAGCUUCCUUAAAGAUGCUACAACGCCUCUAUCCAGGAGCGUGGCCACACUCGAGUCUUUCUUGUCCUUUAUCUGCCUCCGUGCAUAACAGGCAGUUUUCCGGGGCCCUUAGAGUCCUGGGCGGUAUGCCCAUAUCCAAGGCAUCUUGAGACUACCGCACUCUGCCUUAUUCUGCAAUUGACCCACCCUACCUUAAUAUGCUCCGACUUUAAAAGUCGGCUUGCUCUUUGCUCGCUCACCUCUACGAUGGCUAUUUUGUGCUCUCUCCAGUCUGUUUUCGUGGUCCAGAUCUUCAUUUUUUCUUCGGACCCCACUUCUGUGUCACUCCUGAUCGCUUCUACCAUUUCUUGGGCAGUGGUUAAGCUAUCGAGAUCUUUAAUCUCUAACGUCACGCUAGGUUCCAGAUGGCGGACCGUUGUCUUGUCCCCAAGAUGUUUCCAAGCAUGUCUCCGAAAGCGGCCUUAUCCCUUAGUUCCCCUGCCCAAUUCUAGAACAUUCCCUGCCCUUGUUUAGCGGAUCGAUCUCACCUCUGCCUCCGAGUCCUCCAGUUUAGUUCUGCUACGGAUUUCCCCGAGCACGUCCGCAUAGGUUCUUUCUCUAUUUGACUUGAUCAGGAGAGCCUCCAGGCGAGGGUCUGAACGCCUUUGUUUAUUCUUUUUUUCGUUUGGAAAGGGGGUCCGUCUCCCUGCAGUAUAAAUGUUUUUCUUCCUCAACGCUACCCAUAAUUGGUUUCUUAUUCUGGGUGUCCGUCUCAUAGCUGCUUUUGGUCCACCCUGGGAAAUCCCGGUAACCUGCAUAUCUGCAAGGCGUCCCCAUAACCGCUACCUGGGAAGACGCUAGAUGGGGAAAUAGUAACCCCAUACAGGAAUAAAAAGGAAACAGCUGCGAAGCUUUUGAAGGCUGGCCGAGUGCUGGUCGGCUUCGUCAGCUGCGAAGUCAAGCGAGGAGCAGAAGCAAGACGAUGCUACCGCUACCUCGACUAUGACCACCAUAGUGCCUCGUGCAAGGGACCCGACCGCAGUAAGCUCUGUUAUUUCUACGGCGCACGGAGCACAAGCUCAAAGACUGUAAGGCCAGCGAGCCCACUUGCUUCUUGUGCUCCAAAAACGAUGCUGAACCCAAGAAGCACUUGACCGGAUCAAAGGCAUGCAUAGCUUUCCAGUAGGCCCUUGCAACAGCCAACAAGAAAGGGUGAGAGUACUGCAGGGUAACCUCAAUAGGAGCAGGACGGCUCACCACCUCCUAACCCAGCUCUGCUCAGAGAAAAAAGCUGAUAUUGUUCUUAUCAACGAACAGUACCAGGACAGGGCAUGAGAAGGAUAGUACGCCGACGAAUUGGGCACUGCGGCCAUUUGGAUCCUAGACCCCCGACAGAUACAUGUGUCGGAUCAAAGAUCCGGACGCGGUUACAUUUGGGUGAGACACAAUUCGGUGACUUAUGUCAGCGUAUAUCUCAACCCGAACGAUCGGAUAGACGACUUCCAGACCAAACUGGACGAUCUGGAAGACGCGCUGCGGGGAAUGCAAGGGGAUCUUAUUGUGGCUGGAGACCUCAAUGUCAAAGUUUUCGAAUGGGGGCAGGUCAGGCCAGACUCCAGAGGAAGACGAAUCAUGGAGGUGGUGUCGAAACUGGAGUUAGCAAUGCUCAACACAGGCUCGAUGUCAACCUUCCGAAGGCCUGGCUACGGAGAGACGAUCACGGACGUUUCUCUAGCCAACGAACACCUUGUGGCAAGAAUCGCAGACUGGCGGGUGAUCGAAGAUUACACUGGGAGCGAUCAUCAGUACAUCCUAUUCAAGGUACACGAUAAGAGGCAAACCAUGACAAGCGCAGCGCGACCCCCUCGGUGGAACAUCGCAAAAAUGGAUCGAGAGAGGUUGUCCGCAGCCAUAGAUGAAGGUUGGAGAUUCCAUCAAAUUGCACCCGCGAGUCUAUUGCCAACUGCACAUAUCAGGAUGAUGACCGCAGCAACUAUGCAGUUCAUCCAACAGUUUUGCGCGAUAGCGGUGCCAAAGAAGAGUACGAAACGGCAGAGGCGUCCUGCAUACUGGUGGACAAACGAGAUCGCAGAUUUUCGCAAGAUGUGCUUAAGGCUUCGCCGGUUAGGACAACGAGCUAAGAGAUGCGAUCUAGACACUGCUUCCUUGCAGAGUAUCGAGCGGCCUAAAAAUUAUUGA